Messenger RNA from Nicotiana tabacum (common tobacco), 759 nucleotides. RefSeq lists its product as uncharacterized. Gene Ontology annotation, molecular function: nucleic acid binding. Lineage: Eukaryota; Viridiplantae; Streptophyta; Magnoliopsida; Solanales; Solanaceae. Gene Ontology annotation, biological process: DNA integration. The record is from RefSeq and is a predicted model, not a curated record.
AUGACAUAUAUCUUGGAGGCAGUAGAUUAUAUCUUCAAAUUGGUUGAGGCAAUUGCCUUGCCAAACAAUGAAGCAAGAAGUGUAACCGCCUUUUUGAAGAAGAACAUAUUUACUCGGUUUGGAACCCUAAGGUCCAUCCUCAGUGAUGGUGGUUCUCAUUUUUGCAACAAAGCUUUUGUCGGAUUACUUGGAAAAUAUGGAGUUAAGCACAAGUUGGAUGAUGCAUUGUGGGCCUAUCAAACAACAUUUAAGACACCCAUUGGCACCUCACAUUAUCGAUUGGUUUUUGGUAAAGCUUAUCACUUGCUAGUGGAACUUGAACACAAAGCCAUGUGGGCAUUGAAAAAGUUAAAUCUUGACUGGGCUGAAGCUGCUAAUCUAAGGAUGACACAACUGAAUGAGAUGGAAGAGUUCUGUUUUCAUGCCUAUGAGAAUGCAGCCAUGUAUAAAGAAAGAAUGAAGUUUGUUCAUGACAAGAAGAGUUUGAAGUGGGAAUUCAAAUCCGGUGACUUGGUCUUACUCUUCAACUCAAGAUUGAAGUUCUAUCCGGGAAAACUCAAAUCCAAAUGGUCUGGCCCGUUCAAAGUUGUGAGUGUGUCUCCCUAUGGUGCUAUUGGAUUAGAAUCUGAGUAUGGGACUCGAACUUUCAAAGUAAAUUGCCAAAGGGUCAAGUAUUACCUCGGAACCAAUGGAGAAAGGCAACUGGUAGAACAAUUCGCACUCAAGGAUAGUCCUAUGCCAAUCCCCACCCAUGAUUAG